Molecule: messenger RNA, 294 nt
Organism: Melampsora larici-populina 98AG31
Lineage: Eukaryota; Fungi; Basidiomycota; Pucciniomycetes; Pucciniales; Melampsoraceae
Exons: 2
Coding region: 1-294 (97 amino acids)
Source: RefSeq, a predicted model, not a curated record
AUGUUCCGUCAAUUAUUCAAACCAUCAUCUGAAGCAGAAAACACUGGAAAGACAUUACUCACAAUAGAAGCAUUAGAUCCACAACAACAAUAUUCAACGUCAGAAUAUCUACCAUCAGUUCAUGGUCAGGGCCAGAUUUCGCUGAUUAUCCUUACACCAAAUCAAGUAACCGGAUUGGUUAUUAGUAAAAGCUUAGGAAAAGAAAAAAUUGUAACAAAUCAACUUAAACCUAUGAUAGCAGAUGGAUAUGCAGAUCACGGAGGAUUAUCUUCUGUGAUAAAAUUAGUUAGAUGA